GCCCGCCAAAGUUGUUUCUUGCGAAGUUGACAGAUUUUUGAUUCAAAAUAUUUGCUUUUUGAACCCAAAUUAUUCUGYGAAAGAAUAGCUAGGCAUCAAACACGAGGUAUCAGCUUCAAACUGCACAUAUCAGGGCGUGCAGAUCGAGGUUGUUUGACGAUAAUUGAUGGCUAUUACGUAGUUUGUAUUUGAAAACAACAACAACAGCUGCAGUACAACAAGUCCCAGUUAUYACCAUGGCUGGCAAUACGGCUUCCACGAGCUUGAUGAGCCAGAAACUGGCUCAGAUAUUUGCAAAACUGCAAGACAAUAAAGAUCUUGAAAGUUUAAACACACAAGAGCAUGCAAUGUCAGCCAAAGAGAUGGGAGCCAUUCUUGGUACUCUGAUUGAGAAUACUGUGACUGACCUGGACUURUUAUCAGCUCAUCUCUCUAGAAAGACCACAGGAACCCCAUCCCAUUCAGAAUCAUUUUGGCCUUUACUGCAGAUUUGUAUUGAUAACUUCCCACAGUCCUUUGUGGGUGUAGUCCACAGGGUACCCACAGAGAACUUCCCUCAGAUUGGAGAUAAUGUUAAAAGUAUCCCAUAUACUUCUGAAACAUCCAAGGCCUUCACAGUCUGGGUUCUUUCGAGGAUUCUUAGGGUUCUAGCAGAACCAGGAUGUAGUUCACUGCAUAAUAAAUCUAUUGCAKCUUUUCUUUCAAUAUGUCAACUUGUCAAAAUCAAAGAUCUUGUAUUCUAUCGCAGGAUACUUUCAGAGAUAGUAAUACUACUGAGAGAUCUUGUGGUGAUAGAGGAUGCAUAUUUUGGAAACACAGAAAUGGAUGACAGUGAUCUUCCUCUUUUUCUUGAUCAUUUCCAGUUUUUUGACAUCAAUGAUGUGUUACCAAGGACUGGCCUUGAAAACCAAGAACAAGUUACAUUUACAAAAAGACAGAUUUGCAUCAGAAAUGAAGAGGAUUUCUCAUUUAUCCAUGAAGGCAUAAGUCAAAUAGUAUGCCAAGUGGUUGGUGAUGUCUGUCAUUACGCAAACAUGCAUGUCAAUCUUCUGUGGAGAAUAUGCAGCACAAUGCUGAGAACAGGAAUCUGCAUCAUUAAACAGUUUUCCCUGCAGAUAAUCACAGAYCUUCUCACUCACACUGGUCUACCACAGCAACCUGUUCUAGAUCAGUUUAUCAAGAGUUUGUGUGUAAUUGUUGGGAUGGUUGGUUCUGGAGAUUGUAAAGAACUUCCAAGCUAUAAGGUAUGCCCCAUGGAGGAUGCACUUGCAACAUGUCUAGAUAACCUCUUUCAGAGGACACUUGUUGGUAAAGCAAGAURUGCUCCCCCAUCUGACUCAACAUGGUGUGAACCAUUGCCACGAAUACCAGUGUUUGUACUACCUUCCUGGCACAUGAACCAUUUCUKUGUACUUCUUUGUGAAAUACUGACUGCAGGAGGGCUCGGAAAUUUAAGGACUUUGAAACUUAAGUUGUCAGUUUGUGAAGUCAUCAAGUUCAUUUACAUCCAUGUUCCUGAUAACUACUUCUGUUCAGCUGAUAAGAGCCAUCAACUUAGAGAUAACAUCAACAAAGCAUUGUUGAAUCAUAUUGGUCAAGAACAAGAUCAGCAGUAUAUGGUUGGAUGCCUUUGCCAAGCAGCCAAGGAAGAGUUAAAACGAGCAAGCAAAGACAAGAAUCCAAUGACUGAGAUGGCUCAAGAUUUUAGUACAACAUCAACACAGAUAUCUAGUCCUGUAGUUCCUCACAAGAAGGCAAGAACAAGCCUCUCUAUUCAACACAGAAAGAAGGAAGCUUCCAAAACAGAAAUGAGAACCAAGGGACAAGACAUUGUAAAAUCUCAAGAGUCCUUUGUGCUGUCAUCUCUUAGCCAUAAGAUAGACAGUCUGGCAAAAGACAUCACAGAAAAAGUGCUCAAUAAUCCUGAUGUGUUGGAUUACACUUGCACGAGCUUGGAAGGAAUAAGAAUAGCUAUGGAGGUGGUGGCAAGAUGCAACGAAUCCUUGAGAGGUCACAUGACAAAUAUUCGCAUCAAGAGUCUUCUCUCUCUCUUGAAAUCCAUGCUACAAUAUCUUAGCAACAUUGCCAAUAAGAAAAGUCAAGACCAGGUCAUCAUGGCAACUAUUACACAGACAUUCAAGAAGCUUGUUCACUUGGCGAUGUUAGUGUUUUAUAUAUCAGAGGCAAUAACCCUGCCUUCUGAGCUGCAACAAGUUCUCGUUUUUGUUGCUUCAGUUCCCUGGCUUUGUAACGUUGAACAGCAAUGGACAGAUCUUCCUCAUUCAUUUGGUCUGUCUGUCCAAGACAUGGCUCACAUUACCAAUGCACUUGAACCCUAUGUUGAUGUUGAAUGUAAAGGAUAUUGUCUACACCUACUGGCCAUGUUCAUGUCAGAUGUUGCACCAACCUGGAGGAGUCAAGUUUUUAUGCUUUCUCUACAAGAUGCAUCGGAUGAAGUUAAAGUCCUUGCAGUUAAAUGCCUUCCCACGCUACUGUCUUCACUUGGCUCCUUCUCCUAUUCUUUAGUCCCUGAUAAUCUACAGAAGCUUCUCUCUACUGGUCCUUUGAUACAGGAACAAAUUGGCAGGGCGUUGGGUCCACUGGCUUGUGUGCUGACAGAGCACAGUAUUAUUAAACGAUGGGUGUGUCCUGGUGAUGAUAUUCCUCUGGGGAGGUGCAUUGGCUUGUAUUGUCCCAUUUGUGAUAAGGGUGAUUUUGACCCACGCCACCAGUCUCAUGCAGUAGUUGAUGCAGCAGUCUUCACUCCAUACCUUCAUCUCCUGUCUCCUAACGUUAGCUCCUCUGUCAAGCUUGCCUUUAUCAGUAGUAUUCAGAGAAUGUGCACCCAUCUGGCUGUGACUCCGGAUACCUCAGCACACAGCUGUAUUGUGACUGCUACCUGUUGUGAUCUGAUUGAGGAUCCUGAUUAUCGUGUCAGACUUGCUUUUAGCAAAGUCAUUUCCUACGUCACCAAGCCUGGCUCAUCCUCCAGCACAGGAAGCCCACCUCUUAGUAUCAUGGCAAAGCUAAAGAAAGCCUUCAAUGAUGCAUCGACUCACAGAGCCAGAGGUCGCGAGGGAAGGGUUAAUAUAAGACUGCAGGAGACAGUAGUGAUGACCAUAGGGCAGCUGGGUAGAACUGCUGAAGGAGAGCUCUUAUUAGUGGUUAUUAUCAGUCUGUUGAAGAGUCUUACUGCUGAGUCAAAGCUUAUCAAGGCUAAAGCUUUUGAACAGAUUCAAGAAAUCGCUCAGUGUCGUGGUAAACCGAUGAAAGAGGUGUUCUGUGACUUCAAGCAAGAUAUCUGUAAGUUYGUAGUUAAUACAAUACACGAUAUCCAGUCAAGCAACCCUUCUGCCAAGAAGUCCAUGGAUAGCAUCACUGAAGUGGCUAACGUGUUUGACUACAGGGACAUACAGACCUUCUUAAUGCCUACUCUUCGGUUCAUCAUCCCACACCUGGUCAAGAAAGCAACUCCAUCCUCAUCUACUGUUCUUCGUCUGCUCGCCAAAGAACUGAACGUGAGCCGACGAGAGAUGCUGUUAGAAAACUUCAAGUACGUCUUCUCCUUCCUGGUCAGGACGUGUUCACCAAGUGAACUGGAAAAGGCAUUAGGCUAUGUACAGAAAGAAACAGAUGUAGAGCUAGGCAGCCUGUUACGUUCAGAGGCACAGAGUGUGUACAACCAACUGUUGCUCUAUCUGAGUGUUAGUUAUGACAAAGUGUUUAGUGGCCUGUCAAUGUUGGCCAGCAAAGAUACUUCAUUCAGUGGGCUUAAAGAUUUGAAGACUGCAGAAGACAUGGCUGAUUUUCUUCAACAUCGAUUGCUUGGUAUAUUAGCCUUCUACAACACUGUACUCGUUACUAAUAGUGACUUGGAAGAAAAGAUGCUGGCUUUGAAAAGCCUUGUCAAACUCAUGGAAAUGAUGGGACCGAAACACAUCACCGCCGUGCGAGUCAAGGUUAUGGGUAUCCUGAGGCUUGGUCUUAGAUUCAAGGACACAGGGUUCCCAGAGCUAUCCUGUGAUGCCUGGGAGUGCUUCGUACGUAACAUCGAACUGACAAGCCUUGGMCCAAUGUUAAGUGAACUUAUUGUCACCUUGCUUCCAUACCUCACUAAACUCCCCGCCCGCGUAGCACAGAUCUAUUAUUUCCUUAUCGUUGAGAAUAAAGCCGCGUUGAGUCAGUAUUUYCAUGAGAUAUAUUUUCUACCUGACACGCCGGAGCUUAAGAAAGUGAAUGCUGUGUUGAGGACUGCUAGUGGUUUGGCAUCGAGAAGGCUAGACUUGAAGACACAGCUGAAGAGAGCUCUCAAGGGUGUGGUACAUGAGAAUAUUGAUGUGCGGAGACAUGCGUUGUCUAAACUGAAACAGCUUCUACGCGACAAUCAGGCCUCGCUCCAUGAAUACGUGUUGAGUAACGAGACAGUCGAUCCUAUUAUACCAGAGAUCGUUAGUGUGUUGAUAUCUAGUUGCCGUGAGACAGAUUCUGAAUCACUGGAAGAGCUAUCACAAGUGCCGGUUGAUGAAAAACCAGUGUACGAGAAUGGCUGUGAUGACAUGGAGUUUGCAGAAGGAUUGAUUAACGAGCUGGCGAGAGCGUUCCUUGCUGCACACGACACGAGAGCACAGGAUUGCUCAGCUUAUGCCAUACAAGAAGUCCUACAAGUAUUCGAUUGCACAGAAACAAAGAAAGAUGGGGCUGGUUACAAAUUAUGGCGUAAGUUUCCAGAACACAUCCAAGAAAUCCUACGACCUCACCUUUACUCAAAGUAUUUGAGCUCUGCGAAUCCCAAUUGGUCUCGCUUACCCAAACCCAUAUACCGUAGCGCUAAAGGGAAAACGUUUAGUGAAUGGGCCAGUACGUGGACAUCUUACAUCAUUAUAAAGGUCAAACAAGAAAAGGCUUCUCGUAUCUUUCAAGCCUGUAGUAAAAUAUUCAAGCAUGACAUCCACACUGCUUUGUUCCUYUUGCCCCACGUCAUGUUGUAUGCUCUACUCGAUGGAACCCAGGAGGACAUAGAUGAGAUCCAUGCUGAGAUCAUGGCUGUUCUGACUCACGUGCAGAAAAGUGAGGAUCUUCCUGUUGGAGCCUCAGACUUUGGUCACAUGAGUGCACAAACAGUUUUCUCGGCUUUGGACUAUCUAAACCGCUGGACAAGGAAAAAGGCUCAUUCAUUUGCUGUCAAGACUCAGAUGGUUAACAGUAAGGGUGGUCGGCAAAGCACGAUGAAGGGUCCUCAGAACGAACACGAGACAAUACAAGGCUUCUUACAGAAAAUCCCUCAGGAUGUCCUGGCUUCAGCGUCGUUYCACUGUAAGGCCUACACACGUGCCUUGAUGCAUUUCGAAGCAUUCAUCACCAACGAGAAGCAAGACAAACAGCAGCACCUUGGAUUCCUGCAGAAAAUCUACGUGGCCUUGGGUGAACCCGAUGGGGUAGUGGGUGUGGCUGCGAUAAGAAAUCACCAGGURACGCUACACCAACAGAUACUCGAGCAUGAAAUAUCAGGAAAGCUUCGUGAUGCGUCAGCGUGUUAUGAAAAAGCCAUCCAAGAGGAACCCAAUGAAGUCGAUCAUCACAAGGGAUUACUGAACUGUAUGAUGGGUCUUGGUCAAGAAACCACUGCACUGAUGCAUGCCAAUGGUGUCAUUUCUCAACGGCAAGAAUGGAAGAGCUCGUUAAACACAUUUCGUGUUGAAGCAGCGUGGAAACUUGGACAAUGGGAUUCCUUGGAAGGUUUAUUGAAACUGGAACGAGGAAGAGGAGACUGGAACAUCGGGCUGGGCCGUAUUUUGCUGGCAGCCAAACAAAAGGAUGAAGACUCGUUCAAUCGUCAUUUGCGCGUYGUUCGCAGUCAACAAAUGGGUCCAUUAUCAGCAGCUAGUAUGGAGUCUGGUGCCUACCAGCGAGGWUACGAGUACAUAGCAAGGCUUCAUAUGUUGAGAGAACUAGAAAGCUGUGUAGGUGUCGUCUUCCAAGGCUCUUCAGACCACGUGACCGAUGAUAAGCCGCACAUGGUGGAAGGAUGGAAAUCACGUCUGCAAAUUACACAGAAAUCGUUUCGUACGAGAGAAACCAUUUUGAAUCUGAGGAGGGCAGUUUUGAAUCUGUUCCCAAGGUAUGAUGUACUUGCACAGUGGGGUAGUUCUUCAUCUGGACGCUCAACGAAGAUGGAAACUGAAGCCGAGAGAUUAAUUCACGCUAAGGCAUUGCUGCUGGAAGGACGGUGGAUGGAAGAGACGGCACACUACGAGCCAAAUCCUAUUCUUAAAAAACUGAAGGAAGUGAUAGAUCUUCACACUGACUGGGAGAACGGUCACUUUUACAUCGGAAAGUACUACGAUCGACUGAUGCUGGCUUGUCUUGAUGGAGAGGAAAAGACCAACAAGCUAUCUGGAACUGAGUUCAUACCAUUUGUAGUAAAGCACUACGGUACGUCUCUUCAGUAUGGCAACAAGUUUAUCUACCAGUCCAUGCCACGUCUUCUCACAAUAUGGCUGGACUUCGGUGCUAAAGUACCAGACCAAGGCAGAGGAAGCAAGGCAGACAGGGGUGGAAAGCGACAAAAAUUGACAGAAGUGAAUAAAACCAUGGCUGAAUUAACCGUCAAACUGCCUGCCUAUCAGUUCUUGACGGCAUUCUCGCUUCUCAUCUCAAGGAUUUGCCAUCCAAACCAGAAGGUCGUUGAACAGCUACAGGAAAUCUUAGCCAAGCUGUUGGUCACUUACCCUCAACAAGCCAUGUGGAUGAUGAUGGCAGUAUCCAAGUCUUCGUUUGCGACAAGGGUGAAGAGGUGUCAUGACAUCUUCCAAAAAGCCAAGAAACAGAUGUCUAGCCUCGCAAAGUUCAUUGAUGAUGCUACCCGAUUGGCCGAUCGAUUAUUGGAAGUCUGCAACAAAGAAUUCAAUAAGAAUCUCGUCAAAGAUAACAAGAUGAACAUGAGUCAGGACUUCACUGUCCUCAAGAGACUCAUCAAUGACAGCAACUUUAGUCCCAUCCUAGUCCCUCUACAGUCAGCCAUGACCGUGACAUUACCAUCAGGGGCUGGUAGCCAUCUAGACCAUAAACCCUUCCCGGAUACUCUGGCCUGUAUUACUGGUUUUGAUGAUACAGUCGAAGUGCUGGCCUCUCUUCAGCGACCCAAGAAGAUCACCAUCAAAGGCAGCGAUGGCAAGUCGUACAUCAUGAUGUGUAAACCUAAGGACGAUCUGAGAAAGGACAGCAGGACUAUGGAGUUCAAUGCGCUCAUCAACAAAUGUCUCAGGAAAGAUCCCGAGUCGAGAAGACGACAACUGCACAUACGAACAUACGCGGUAAUACCUUUGAACGAAGAGUGUGGACUCAUCGAAUGGGURCAAAAUACCCAGGGACUGAGGAACAUACUGACUAAGAUAUACAAAGAGAAGAACAUGUACACUAAAGGGACGGAGYUGAAGAGAAUCAUGGAGAGAGCGGGCAACUCCACCGAUGCCAAAGUAAGGGUGUUUACGAAUGACCUGUUACCAAGACACCCUCCCGUCUUCCAUGAGUGGUUCCUGAAGGCCUUUCCCAACCCCACGUCAUGGUAUCAGAGCCGCCUAUCGUACUGUCAUACCACAGCAGUCAUGUCUAUGGUGGGGUAUAUCCUUGGACUGGGGGACCGACACGGGGAGAACAUCCUGUUUGACUCUACUAACGGAGACUGUGUACAUGUGGACCUYAACUGCCUCUUUAACAAGGGAGAGACCUUUGACUGUCCUGAGAGAGUUCCAUUCAGACUGACUCACAAUCUUGUCAAUGCUAUGGGUCUCCUUGGUUACGAGGGUGUGUACCGACGUUCUUGUGAAGUCGCCCUAAGACUAAUGAGAGAACAAUGCGACUCGCUACUAACUGUCUUAGGGACGUUCAUAUACGACCCACUGGUCGAGUGGCAGAAAAUACGAGGACGAGACUUGCAUGCUGAGGCCAAGAACAAGGAGACUGGUGAAGUAACAAAUGAAGAGGCUGUUAAAAUCCUCAAAGACAUCGAGCAGCGCCUGAAGGGAUUYCACAGCAAGAACCGAAUCAUGAUUCCCUUGUCGAUAGAAGGACAAGUUCACAAACUCAUCACUGAAGCCACCGACAUAAAUAAUCUKGCCCAAAUGUACAUUGGAUGGGCAGCAUUCCUGUAGAAUAGCGCGUUCAGAGUAAUUCAAAAGUAUUUUUCAAAAUGGCUGCAUAUUUGUUYAUAUUUGUUACGGUUCAAACACUCAAGGUAAAAAAAUUAUAAUUGUCACAAAAAAUGGUAUAUUUGUUUUUGAUAUAGAGGUAAAUGCAUGUAUAUAUUUUUAUAAAUAAUAAGCUGAUUUGUUAAUUCAAAAGGUUAAAUUUAUUCAAGAUGUCUUGUAGUUUUUAUGCGCCGUGCUAAAUGGCAAAUGUACUUAUUCUCAUUAUCCAUUGCGCUUGAGAAUAAAAAGGUGAAAUUACAAA
This is a messenger RNA of Actinia tenebrosa (Australian red waratah sea anemone), 8448 nucleotides long. RefSeq names its product serine/threonine-protein kinase ATR. Gene Ontology annotation, molecular function: protein binding; protein serine/threonine kinase activity. Gene Ontology annotation, cellular component: chromosome; nucleus. The record is from RefSeq and is a predicted model, not a curated record. Lineage: Eukaryota; Metazoa; Cnidaria; Anthozoa; Actiniaria; Actiniidae. Gene Ontology annotation, biological process: telomere maintenance; DNA damage checkpoint signaling; DNA repair.